AAGAGGAAACCAAAAUUGGAGAUGGGUUCCAACUCGGGUCCGGGUCAUGGUCCGGGUCAGACAGAGUCUGGUGGUUCCUCGACUGAGUCAUCCUCUUUGAGCGGAGGGCUCAUGUUUGGCCAGAGAAUCUACUUCGAGGACGGUGGAGGUGGAUCCGGCUCUUCUUCCUCCGGCGGGUCAAACAGACGGGUUCGUGGAGGCGGGUCGGGUCAGUCGGGUCAGAUACCAAGGUGCCAAGUGGAAGGUUGUGGAACGGAUCUAACCAAUGCAAAAGGUUAUUACUCGAGGCACAGAGUUUGUGGAAUGCACUCUAAAACACCCAGAGUCAUUGUCGCUGGUCUCGAACAGAGGUUUUGUCAACAGUGCAGCAGGUUUCACCAGCUUCCGGAAUUUGACCUAGAGAAAAGGAGUUGCCGCAGGAGACUCGCUGGCCAUAAUGAGCGACGGAGGAAGCCACAGCCUGCGUCGCUCUCCGUGUUGUCUUCUCGUUACGGGAGGAUCGCACCUUCGCUCUACGGAAAUGCUGAUAGUGGAAUGAACGGGAGCUUUCUUGGGAACCAAGAGAUGGGAUGGACAAGCGCAAGAACGUUGGAUACAAGAGUGAUGAGACGGCCUGUGUCAGCACCGUCGUGGCAGAUCAAUCCGAUGAAUGUCUUUAGUCAAGGAUCGGUCGGUGGAGGAGGGACAAGCUUCUCGUCUCCGGAGACCAUGGACACAAAACUAGAGAGCUACAAGGGAAUUGGCGACUCGAACUGUGCUCUCUCUCUUCUGUCAAAUCCGCAUCACCAGCCACAGGACAACAACAACAACAACAACAACAACACAUGGCGAACUUCUUCAGGUUUUGGCCCCAUGACGGUUACAAUGGCUCAGCCACCACCUGCACCAAGCCAGCAUCAUCAGUAUAUGAACCCGCCUUGGGUGUUCAAGGACGAAGACAACAGCUGUCCGAAUGAAAUGUCUCCUGUUUUGAAUUUGGGUCGAUUCACCGAGCCAGAUAAUUGCCAGAUAAGCGGUGGCACGACGAUGGGUGAGUUCGAGUUAUCUGAUCACCAUCAUCAAAGCAGGAGGCAGUACAUGGAAGCUCAGAGUACAAGGCCUUAUGACUCUUCCUCUCACCAUAACAACUGGUCUCUCUGA
Molecule: messenger RNA, 1140 nt
Organism: Thlaspi arvense
Lineage: Eukaryota; Viridiplantae; Streptophyta; Magnoliopsida; Brassicales; Brassicaceae
Source: the annotation of a GenBank genome assembly